AGGGAAAGCGGUUACAGGAGGAGGCAGGAGUUCAAAUUGGGCCUUGACCCAGUAAGAGUUGGGCCUGGCAAUCCAAUUGUCAAAAUUUGCCGCCCAAAGCAACCAAGCCCAAUCGCAACUAUGGUAAAAGCUACACUGCCGGUUGUUUUCAGUUAGUUUUACUUCCAGUUCUACUGUGAGAGCAGAGGGGAAGGAAGAAAGAUUCGGAUUUCGGAUAAAAAGGAAGCGAAAAGGAACUCAAUUCCACAAUCAUAUUUCUUCUUCCCGCCGUUGCCUCUGCUGUAAUCUCCAUCGUUUCCAUUUGCCGACCUCUCGAAGGAGAGAAAGCCGAGGGAGGAUCAAUUUGAUGGCGGGGAGAGUGAUAACGGUGGCGCAGGAUGGCACCGGUGACUUCACCACCGUGCAGGCUGCAGUCGACAGUGUGCCGUUCGGGAACAACUUCCGAACUGUAAUCCGUGUGGCCCCAGGAGUUUACAGGCAGCCUGUGUACGUUCCAAAGAGAAAAAAUUUCAUAACCCUGGCCGGUUUGCGGCCGGAGGACACCGUACUUACCUGGAACAACAGCGCCUCCAGAAUCGAUCACCACCAGGGGGAAAGGUUGAUUGGGACGGGGACUUUCGGUUGUGGAAGUGUGAUUGUGGAAGGAGAAGAUUUCAUUGCUGAGAACGUCACUUUUGAGAACUCCUGCCCUCAGGGUUCUGGCCAAGCUGUGGCACUCAGAGUAACAGCUGAUCGCUGUGGUUUCUACAAUUGUAGGUUUCUUGGAUGGCAGGAUACACUUUAUCUGCAUUAUGGGAAACAGUACCUGAAGGAUUGUUAUAUUGAAGGAAGUGUGGACUUCAUUUUCGGCAAUAGCACUGCACUCCUUGAACAUUGUCAUAUCCACUGUAAAUCAGAAGGCUUUAUUACUGCACAAGCACGAAAGUCAUCUCAAGAGUCAACAGGUUAUGUGUUUUUAAGGCGAGUAGUUCACUGUUUAUCAGAUCUUUUCUCUGUGGUGUUAACAUUUCUGCAUUGGCUGAGGUCUCUAAUCAGGCUAUUAGGUUGAUUGGGUAGUUUGUAUUUUCCCUUUAUCAUGGAGCCCCAAACUCUAGAGACCAAGCAAGUCGAAUCAAUGUGGUUUGAAUGAGGAUAAAUGGCUUUUUAGCAUUCUAAAGAAAGAAUGUGUCUUCCCAGCCUUUGGUUUUUCAUGUUAGCUGCUCAUUAUCUCUCCAGAUUUUACUACAUGAUUUUAAGUUUCAACGUAUCAGAUAAGUUACGGGGGAUCUCUUGGCACAAGCUUGUAUUGUUAGCAGCUGCUAUUACUGAAACAUAUGUCUCAUUAUGGCAUCAUUAGUACCUUGGUAUCUUGGUUCCCCUUGACAAAUCUGCGUCUUUAUGCAGAUGUGUGAUAACUGGGAAUGGGAAGGCAUCAUACAUGUAUCUUGGGAGACCAUGGGGUCCCUUUGGUAGGGUAGUUUUUGCAUACACUUACAUGGAUCAAUGCAUCAGACACGUGGGGUGGAACAACUGGGGCAAACCUGAGAAUGAGAGAAGUGCUUGCUUUUAUGAGUACAGGUGCUAUGGGCCAGGUAGUUGCCCUUCAAAACGAGUUGGGUGGUGUAGAGAGUUGAUAGACGAAGAAGCUGAUCAAUUUGUGAUGCACGGCUUUAUUGAUCCAAAUCCAGAAAGGCCCUGGCUUGCCCAAAGGAUGGCAGUGAGGAUACCACAUUCUGCCUAGCUUAUAAACUGUAACAUGAUGUAAACUUGUUGUGUGAUCAAUACAUGCCACAGGAGAAGGAAACCUCAAACUGCUCGGGGUCCCUCGAACUUAAAGUGGAAAUAAAACGUAGCCAAAUAGGUGCACAGAAGUUGUUGCUUGCUGCACUACAGCACAGCAGUAAAACGACAUUAAGAAGAAGAGUUCCGUCACGUAUGUAUGAGCUGUUUGCAGCUUGAGCAGAUUCCUCCUGGAGGUUUCAUUCAGAGUGAUGCCUAAAUCUUGCUCCCAAACAUGAUAAUGUAUCAUAAACCAUGCUUCAUGGUUUUUUGUAGUGAGAAGUAUGUUGUUCAAUACUUGGUAUCUUUUGUGCCCUGAAGUCUACUAUCCGAGCAGCUAAUGACCAGAGUUUGCCCUUUCUAUGGGCGAAAUUCUGCCGGCCAAUCAACUCCGUCCUCUAGGUUUUUUGGUCAAUUUUUUUGAUUACAAUAUAUAGUUUUAUACACAGGUUUGAUGGUACGAGUUCUGGUAUUUGGAAUGGUGCUUCUCUUGCAAUUGCUUUCAGCCUUGUUGUUAC
Molecule: messenger RNA, 2276 nt
Organism: Linum tenue
Lineage: Eukaryota; Viridiplantae; Streptophyta; Magnoliopsida; Malpighiales; Linaceae
Source: the annotation of a GenBank genome assembly